AUGGAAAUUCUUCAAUGGUAUUCUCACAUUGUAUCGCUUUUUGAUCAAUUUUUCUAUCUUGCUGUCGUAUUUUUUCUUUCAUAUUUAGCAUUUCAGGUUUCAGAAAUGAUGAACGAAAACCCGUUUCCUCUACACAAGUUCAAUGUUGUUGAACUCAGAGCGAUUUUUAAGCAUUUGUCAUUGGACGAUAUCGUUCAACUGUCAUUCACUUCGGACGACAUCAGAAAUGCAUUGGGCGAAGUGAGCUUGCCAAUUUCGGCUGUGGAGAUUUUCUACAGUCCGAGGAAAUCGUCUAUAAAGCUGAAAUCCGAGAAAGGUGACAUUCUCUGGACGGAUCGUUAUCCAAAUACCCCCAUGACGUUUGUGGGAGAGAUAAAAAUCGGUCGCAUUUCUUUGAAAUGCAUGAAAAGCGGCGAUGGAUUCCACACUCGUCUCACCGACAUUGGACAAGGCGUAUUCACCGCUCUCACAUAUUUCACAGAUAUUUUCAAUUUUAAGAACGCGGCUAUUAGUGAGCUCGCUCUUGACCUAAGUAUUGUUCCGGAUAGCAGAAUUGUCUGUUCUCAAUUCACUGCAUUCACAAGUAUCGAACGUCUUGCCGUUCAUGAAAGUAUCAGAGAUGAAGAUGCUGAAAAGGCGUUUGCGCUCAAUUUCGGUUGGAUUAUGAAAAACUUGAAACCCAAGGAGAUAUACAUCGGCGUUGAAAUUAUGGAACCCGUGCUAACAAAGAGAAGAGGUCGCUUUGACAUACAUGAAAUGCCGAGAAGAUUCGAACAGGUAUGCGAUGGUACAAUAACGCCAUCUACUUCUUUUUUCCAGAUUUUCGACCUCGAUCACAUAUGUGUGAAAUACUCCGAGUGGAUAACAGAAAAGGAUUUCUUCAACCUCAAUGUUAAAACAGCAAUUUUGAUGAACAGCUCUUUGUCUGAAACAUCAAUUAAUAAAUUUAUCAAAAAAUGGCUGGAGUCAGACCUUGAUAGACUGAAUUGGAUGGAAGUUAAACUGCCCGACAGAAGUUUUCAACAAGAGGAGAUUCUAGAAGGUUUGGAUGUUGAAGAUGACACAUAUCGUCUAGAAAAUACUAGAUGCUCUUGCCCGUUCCGAAGAUUCGAGACCGUUGAAAGUGUUCCAUUCGAGUUCCCGACAGCCUCAAAAAAGGUUACACGUGAUUCUGAUUCAACUAUCGCCACAAUUUCGAUCAUCCGCGAUACGUUCUUCUUUCAUGUCAGAAACGAUGGCCCAGUAACUCCACCAGUCCCACCUCCACCGCCUGAGCAACCUGAGCAACUUGCGCAAUUUGAACAGGGGGUAGUAGAAAGAAUAAUGAGAAGAGAUCCAGACGAAGAUGGAAGAGAGCCAGACGAAGAUGAAUUCCAAGUAGACGAGGACGGAGAUGAAGUAGAUAUUUUCAACUUUCUACAAAUUCAGGAAAACGAAAGGAAUGAUCCGAUGGCAUUUUUCCAUAGACAUCAGGCUAUUAGAAGACUCCAAAGAAGACGAAAUCAACAAAAUUAG
Messenger RNA from Caenorhabditis briggsae, 1515 nucleotides. The transcript is spliced from 5 exons. Lineage: Eukaryota; Metazoa; Nematoda; Chromadorea; Rhabditida; Rhabditidae. The record is from RefSeq and is a predicted model, not a curated record. Gene Ontology annotation, biological process: embryo development. The coding region runs from base 1 to 1515 and encodes 504 amino acids.